Brassica napus (rape) is the source of this 723-nucleotide messenger RNA. Its product is annotated as transcription factor MYB27-like. The record is from RefSeq and is a predicted model, not a curated record. Bases 1 to 723 code for a protein of 240 amino acids. Gene Ontology annotation, molecular function: DNA-binding transcription factor activity; sequence-specific DNA binding. The transcript is spliced from 4 exons. Gene Ontology annotation, biological process: regulation of DNA-templated transcription. Gene Ontology annotation, cellular component: nucleus. Lineage: Eukaryota; Viridiplantae; Streptophyta; Magnoliopsida; Brassicales; Brassicaceae.
AUGGAUUGUAAGAAGGAAGAUGCACUCCGUAGAGGCCCAUGGCUCGAAGAAGAAGAUGAACGGCUAGUAAAGUUCGUUACCCUUUUGGGAGAACGUCGUUGGGAUUCUUUAGCUAGAGUUUCGGGCUUGAAGAGGAGUGGUAAGAGUUGCAGGCUAAGGUGGAUGAACUAUCUGAAUCCGAGUCUGAAGUGUGGACCAAUGAGCCAAGAAGAAGAAAUUAUCAUCUUUCAGCUCCAUGCUCUCUGGGGCAACAAGUGGUCAAAUAUUGCAAGAAGAUUACCCGGUAGGACUGAUAACCAGAUUAAGAACUACUGGAGGACUCAUUUAAGAAAGAAAAUGGACGCUCAAAACUAUGAUAAGAUCAUUGACUGGAGAGGAAAUAAAGGUGAAGAAUUGUUGCACAAGUAUAAGGAAACUGAGAUCAUGUGGACAAGGACGAAGACUCGAGAACAUGGCUUUGAUGAAACUGUGAAGGAAUAUAAGCAGAAAAACAUGGAAAGUGAUAAAGAAACCAAUGGUGUUAUUUGCGAAACAGAGCGCUUCGGUGUUAUGAAUUCACCAUAUGAAAACCGAAUUAUAGAUUUGAUAUCCAAAAGUGACGCAAAUAUAUUUGAAGACCAUGGCAGCAGUAGUACUGACAACAAUAUUAAUAUCAACGUUGGUUCUUGGUGGUUUCAAGAGAUUAUGGACUUCGAAGAGUUCUCAUGCUCUCUAUGGUCAUAG